AUGGCCUUCGCAUUCUUCCUGUUGCUCCCUGCAGUACUGUCGGAGGAGGUGGCCACUCCGGCCAGCCUGCUGCAACCCAGGAACUUCAAUCACCAUCCGUACCUCAAUCUGAUUGAACCUACAAAGCAAGGCCCAGUCCUCUUCCCCAACGAUGGACCCCCAAGACCCAGGACCCCACUCAUCGUGACCUCCAGACCUCUUCUAGAGUCCAUAGCACGGAGUGACCUGAACAAUUCCAUUGCUGAGCAGAGUCAAGUCAAUCGAGUGUCUUUUAAGCCCAGCUUCUUGGCUAGGGUUAAGGAUUACAGACCUUUCAUAUACCCCGUGCCAACUAUCACUCCAUUCUCCAACUAUGAUGAGCCACCUUAUGCUGAUGUGCUGAAGAAGGCCAGGGUCCACGCCCUGGGGAAGGAAGACCGAUACUACAGUGAUUAUGAGGAACAAACUAUACUGCCACCUAUAUACAAAGCCUUAGCUGACCACGCGAAGCAAAAAGUCCUGAAGAUACAGAGGAAUAACCAGCCACAUUAUGAUUAUCACACAAAAGAUCAUAAUUACUUGCAGCAUCGCAGUCAGGAUGAGACUGUAAAUGAAGAUGAUCAGACAAAAAAUUACGCCUUCUCAUACACAGUGAAGGACCACGAGACUGGUGAUGAUUUCUCUCACAAACAACACAGCAGUGGAUCAGCCACUAACGGAGAGUACAGGGUUCGACUCCCAGACGGAAGAAUGCAAAUAGUUUCUUAUACAGCAGACGAAAAUGGCUACAAAGCUGAUGUUAGAUAUGACGAUGAAGACGCAGGCUCAGGAAACCGAAUUGAUAAUAAUGCAUUCGAUGUUAAACGUAAUAUAAAUUACCGCAAUGAUAAUAGAAAUCAUUACAAUGAUGUAAAACAUGACGAUUAUAAUAACGAAUAUAGAGUUAACAGUGAACGCAAUUUCAAAAUUGAUGAUAAGAAGUUGAAAACUAAUGAUUAUUACAGUCAAUAUCCAGAUUCGUCGAAAGAAUAUUACAACGAUGAUCUAUCAACUGAAUAUGAGAGUAAAAACUACGAUUACGAACCGCACAAAAGCAAGUUCACAGUCUUCAACGAUAAAGCUAACGCUAAUUUUAAAACUAAAUACGCAGCUACCACUGUUAAACCUUCUUACGAGGAACUGAAAGAUCUAUUAGUUAACAAAGAUGUCUACAGCACAGUGCAGCCAAGUUACUUCACGAGGAAUCCAGUUGUAAUAAACGUACCAUCAACAACGCCUGCUCCAAAUUUUGAUGUUACGACAGAACACGUAGUUUUAAUUGGUGGUAAUAAACCUGUUCGAUAUACUAGUAUCGUUAACAGCGUACCUGUUACCCCAGCACCGAUAUUUCCAAACAAAUUUAUUGUAUCAUCUACGCCAAGAAGUUAUUUAGUAUCAACUAUUGCUGGACUUAGAAACAAAAUUAAUGUUACCCAGAAACCGAUACUGUCACAGAAUUUUAUAGAUAGAAUCAAUAAGUAUUUAAGUUUUACUAACGUUAGAAGCUGA
Molecule: messenger RNA, 1527 nt
Organism: Amyelois transitella
Lineage: Eukaryota; Metazoa; Arthropoda; Insecta; Lepidoptera; Pyralidae
Gene: CPR132
Exons: 7
Coding region: 1-1527 (508 amino acids)
Cellular component (GO): extracellular matrix
Source: RefSeq, a predicted model, not a curated record